AUGGUAAAGUUUGAGGACCUUCUGUGCGACAUCAACGGCUUUGGGAGAUUUCAGAUUAUGAUCAUUAUAAUAAGUUUUAUUGGUCGCUUCACCAUGCCCUGCCACUUCCUGCUCAAUAACUUCAUAGCAGCUGUUCCUGCUCACCACUGCGACUACAGCCAUUUGGACCACAGUGACAGAUUCAUGAAUUUAUCCCAGGCGGAGAAAUUAGUUGUUAGUAUUCCAGUAGAAGAGGAUGGGAAUCCAAGCUCUUGUAGGAUUUUCAAAGAGCCUCAGUAUCAAUUGCUGGAGAAUUCUUCAAUUAUGAGUUGCCCUGAUGUGUCCACUGUACCCUGCCCUAAAGGAUGGAUUUAUGACAACAGCACCUUUAAAUCUACUCUUACAUCACAAUGGGACCUGGUGUGCGAUAAAAGAGGAAAGAACAAGGCAACGGCUACAAUCUUCUUUGUUGGAGUUAUGUUUGGAGCGAUGACUUUUGGUCUUUUAAGCGACAGGUUCGGACGCAGGAUCACUCUGCUGCUGUCCUAUGUGUCCGGGAUGCUGUUUGCUGUCGCCAGUGCCUUUUCCACAACCUACCUCAUGUUUGCAGUGCUCCGAUUCAUGACUGGCUUUUGCAUCACUGGGAUUGUCAUUGUUUCAGCUGUGCUCAGUGUGGAAUGGGUUGAUAUUGAGCACAGGAAGUUGGUGGGAGUGAUCGACAGCCUGUCAUGGACGUUUGGGAACACGGUCUUUGCACUCAUCGCAUACUUUGUGAGGGAUUGGAGAUGGCUGAUCCUAAGUGUGACAUCACCUGUGCUCUUGGGUAUCAUCACCUGGAGAUGGAUGCCUGAAUCUGCCCGAUGGCUCAUAGCAAACGGGAAAUUAACUGAAGCUCAAAAACACUUGAAAAAAUGUGCCAAAAUGAACAACCGAAAAGAAUCACUACACAUGGUUACUCCAGAGGCUUUGUCGUGUAUAGUAGUGACUGAAAAAAGAGAUCGCACCUACUCCUAUAUGGAUCUCAUACGAAUCCCCAAAUUGAGGAGCUUGGCCUGUCGAACUGGGUUAUUAUGGUUUUGUGUAGCAAAUGCUUUUUACGGCAUCAGCUUUAACAUCACUGGGUUUGGUCUCAACAUGUAUCUAACUCAAUUCACCUACGCGAUUGUUGAGUUGCCAGCCAAAGUAUCGGCUUACUUCUUAUGGGACAGAAUUGGCCGCCGUCCUGUUCAAGGCGGGGCACAGUUUUUGGUUGCGCUUUGUCUCGCAGCCAAUAUUUUUAUCCCAAGAGAUAUGGCUGUUUUUAGAACAGUGAUGGCAAUUAUAGGGAAAGGGUUUUCUUCUGCAGCCUUUGGCACACUGGUGUUGUACAGCUCUGAGCUUUAUCCCACUGUGCUGAGGCAGAACGGCAUGGGCUACAACUCGUUCAUGGCUCGUCUGGGCGUGGCACUUGCCCCCUUGGUCCUGCUCCUGGAGGACGUGUGGUCAGAGCUGCCCCAGGUCGUGUUGUGUUGUGUGGCUGCAGUGGGAGGUCUGGUGGCAAGAACCCUUUCUGAAACCCGCAACCGGUGUCUCCCAGAAACCAUAGCAGAUAUAGAGAAGCACUGGUAG
Messenger RNA from Knipowitschia caucasica, 1587 nucleotides. The record is from the annotation of a GenBank genome assembly. Lineage: Eukaryota; Metazoa; Chordata; Actinopteri; Gobiiformes; Gobiidae.